Messenger RNA from Didymodactylos carnosus, 1954 nucleotides. Lineage: Eukaryota; Metazoa; Rotifera; Eurotatoria; Philodinida; Philodinidae. The record is from the annotation of a GenBank genome assembly.
AUGAACACCAUUGAUCCAAGAUUUUCUGUUUUGUCUCGACGUGUACUUUGUCGUGAAACAUUACCAACGGCUCUUGAACAAGUCAUGGUGAAAGUGCAACAAGCCUGUCCACAUACAGGUGACAAUUUACGUCGUCAACUCGAAGACGCUACUGCAACUUUCAAUAUCGAAGAAAAGCUUGUAAUACCGGGUUUUGAGGUUUAUUUCGAGGCGGAAGACGAUGAUGAUGAAACGGAUGCAGCCGAUUGUGAAGGAAAUGAUGAACAAAACCACAUGAAUGAUGAAGAAGAACGUCUCCGUAUGCCGUGCUUCUGCCACACUCUUCAACUUACAGUUGGUGAUGGUUUAAAAGAAUGUGACAAUGCAAAACCGGCUCUUGCUAAAGUUGCAGCGAUCGCAAAACUCAGGUGAGAUACUUAUUAAAACUUAUGAGCAGUGGAAAAUUUCUGUGAAUCAACGUUAUUUGCAGAGAAUCUGCAACGGGAGAACAUCAGUGUUCCAUUAGCUGUCAAGACACGUUGGAACUCACAACAUCAUACAAUAUGCAAAGUUCCUGAAAUCUCGCACACGUUGCUAAACGAUCUCCUACGCAAUGUUGGCCGCGCUGAUCUUGUUCUGACCACUCGUGACAUUAUCAUACUUCAAGAAUUUGCCAGUAUUUUCGCAUUAUUUGCCGAAGCCACGACGCGUACACAAAUCGAAAAAUCUGCCUCAAUUUCAUUAGUCGCACCAAGUAUUCUCUCGAUUUACUUUGAUCUCGAACACGAACAGACUAACUGCAAAUAUCUUGGAUCACUAUGUCGUACAGUUCUCAAUUCUCUACGCCAGCGUUUCGGCGGAUUACUUGAACGGUGCGAAGUUUUCGAUGAUAAUAUUAUGAAAAUGAAGAAACGUUCCACGUACGAUCUUUACAAAGACGAUCUUUAUUUGAUUGCUCCUUUUUUGGAUGGUCGUUUCAAGCUAAAAUGGGUGCUUGCGUUAGAUUUAUCCGAAUCGGUGAAGGAACAAAUCACAAACAUGAUCAAAAUGCUGGUUCUUAAAGCGGCAUUGCAGUUGUCUAGUAUAACAAAUAAUUCUUCGGAAUGCAUCAUCGAAUCGUCUGUUGCUGAUCGCCGCACAACUGAUGAUGACACAAUAAGCAACCUGCCAAGUUUCAAACGCAAACGACUGUUUUCUCGUUACGAAGGACAAAAAGCUCCGACGAAGAAGAAACGAUCAUGCGUCUCUGAAUCAAUUGAAGUUCAAAUCUUGAUGUUCGAAAAGGAGCAUAGCGAUGAUACUCGUCUAGUGUUUUUCAAGAAGGAUUCUUAUCCAUACUUGCACACCGACUUGCGACAAGAGUACUUUGUAUACCGGCUACUUCAGCUCCAGUUGAACGCGUCUUUUCUUCAAGUGGCAUACUCAUGCGUACUCAUCGUAGUCGACUCUCUAAGAGUAUGCUCUCAAUGCUAACUUUACUAAAAUGCAAUCGGCACUUGCUAUAGUUCAUUAGUCUUUUUUGUCAAUAUAAAUAAUCUUCAUAUUAUAAUCAAGCUAACUUACGUAUAUUGUCAAUUAGUUUGUUCUUUUCUUAUUCUAUAAUAUAUAUAUCUUGAAUUAAAGUGUAAAAUUCACGGAAGAUCAUCAAACUUUAAAAAAAUAGGAAAAAAACUUUUUUUGUCAUCGCGGAGUCGGAGCGGAGUCAGAUCGGAGCGCUUCGUAAGGACGGUCGAGCUGGAGCGGAGUCGGAGCGAGUGUUUUUCAGUGAGACUGGAGCUUGGAGCGGAGUCGAGCGGUUCGUAAUUAGCUGGAGCUGGAGCCAGAAAUGGUCGGAGCGGCCCAUCUCACGUUCAAUCGCCGGUAUGUAAAACAAAGUGUCACAUGUUCGCUUCUAACCUAUUUCUCUGUCUUUGUUUAAUUUAGACUAAUCCCGAUGUCGUCAGUAUAUAGCUUGGCAGACUAGUCAACGAUACUA